Myxocyprinus asiaticus (Chinese sucker) is the source of this 4060-nucleotide messenger RNA. RefSeq names its product axin-2-like. The record is from RefSeq and is a predicted model, not a curated record. Bases 382 to 2820 code for a protein of 812 amino acids. Lineage: Eukaryota; Metazoa; Chordata; Actinopteri; Cypriniformes; Catostomidae. The transcript is spliced from 11 exons. Gene Ontology annotation, biological process: negative regulation of canonical Wnt signaling pathway.
UAUUUCUCAUAGACAUUGCAUGAAAACGCGUCUCUUUGGCGUGUUGGGGUUAUUAUAGUGUUGUUUUGAGGUUACAUUGUAGUCUUUUGACUGUUUAAAGAGUAGUCGUAAUGGUGCUUUAGGACUUCACCCCCCUGUGAUCUCACACUUUGGCUUUUCUUAACGGGGUUUUGAAGUUGAAUGCAGCAUGUUUUUGUCUUUUCAACGGGAAUAGAUGGGAAGCGGUCGCUCUUUGGAUCGGUAUGGGAAGACUAAGCGCUUGUUGAAUCAUUCAAAACUGGAUGAACAAUCAAGAGAGAAGCUCCCCUGCUGACUUGAGAGAGAGAGGAGAUUACAGCUGAGCUUCACACUGAAGGCUUUGCUGUUGGAGUUGCAGGAGCCAUGAAUAGGACACUAACAGAUCCUAUGGUCAGUAGCUUCAGAGAAGAUGAUCCUCGUCCACCGGUCCCGGGGGAAGAGGGCGAGACGACAUACCACCAUCCCAGCAAACUGGCUAUGAUGAGACCUAAGGAUCUAGUGAAAUCCGUUACGGCUAGUUUUCGGGGUUCCGUGACCAGGAGAGAUGACGAUGGACUAGGGGAACCCGAGGGCAGCGCGUCCCCAGACUCGCCUCUUGUCCGGUGGACCAAAUCUUUGCAUUUCCUUCUUGGGGACCAGGAUGGUGCUCAGCUUUUCCGGGCGUACCUGGAACGUGAAAAAUGUGAGGACACUUUAGAUUUCUGGUUUGCCUGCAAUGGGUUCAGGCAAAUGGACCUCAAGGAUACCAAAACGCAUCGAGUUGCCAAAGCCAUUUACAAGCGGUAUAUCGAGAACAACAGUGUUGUGGCCAAGCAGCUUAAGCCUGCCACAAAGACCUUUAUAAGGGAUAAUAUUAAGCGUCAGCAGGUUGAUUCAGCAAUGUUUGAUCAGGCUCAAACAGAGAUCCAGACAGCUAUGGAGGAGAACGCUUAUCAGAUGUUUCUAACUUCAGACAUAUACCUCGAGUACAUCCGAACAGGGUGUGAAAACCCCAGUCAAGUGAAUCCCAGUGGACUAGGGGCACUAAAAUUGGUGUGCGGAUACUUGCCUACUCUGAAUGAAGAAGAGGAAUGGAGUUGUAAUGACUUUAAAUCCAAAUCUUUGGCCACUGUAAUGGGACUGUCUGCCAAAGCGUUACGGUCACCUCCUUCCCUGCGUGCCGUGGAAGUAUUGGAGAAAGGCUACAGGUCCUUCAGACGUGGUGAUCCCACUAAUCCCUACCAUGUUACAUCCGGUCAUAGUUUCGCCCCCGCCACUAGUGCCAAUGACAGCGAGGUCUCCAGUGAUGCCAUGACAGACGACUCCAUGUCCAUGACAGACAGCAGUGUAGAUGGCAUCCCUCCCUACAAGCUGGGCAGUAAAAAAAAUCUACAGCGAGAGAUGCAACGCAACAUGAGGAUGAACGGCCAAGUGUGCCUACCUCCAUUCCCCAGGACACGGCGGCCACCUAAGGAGAUGACUCCUGUGGAGCCGGCUGCAUUUGCGGCACAGCUGAUUGCCAGACUGGAGCGGCUCAAACGGGAACAGGAGACGAUGAGCUCCCUGGAGGAGAGACUGCAACAGAUUCAGGAGGAGGAGGAGCGGGAUGAGUCAGAAAUGUCUGGCAGCAGUGCGUCUCACUCUUUGCCUCUGCUCCCUCCUGGGUCCUGCGAUGAAGACCCCCAGGCUAUCCUUGAUGAGCACCUCUCCAGAGUCCUCAAGACCCCUGGCUGUCAGUCUCCAGGCAUGGUUCAGCAUUCCCCACGCUCCCACUCUCCAGAACAGCGCCCUCUGCCUCGAGGAAGUCCUGGUGUCCGAUCCCAGUCUGGCUCCUCAAAUGGAUACGGGCCAGCCAGGACCAUAUCCAGACAGUCCACCAAGCACAUCCAUCACCACUACAUCCACCACCACGCCGGUCUCAAAAGCAAGGAGCAGAUUGAGGCGGAGGCGACCCAACGGGUGCAGUGCCUGUGUAACGGAGCCCCCGAAUGCUGCUCGGCCCCUUACAUCCGCAGCCGGAGUCUAGGCAGGGACCAGUGUGGCAGCCCUUCAGAAGUGGCCUUGGGGCAUUCCAGCUCUUUAUCCAAGCGUCUGUGUAAAUCUGGAGGGGAAGUCAACAUGGAAGGAUCGGAGAGCAGCCUUCUACAACUGCCCAAUGAUAGUACAGACCGCUCGCAGAAUGUCUGGCAGUGGAUCCUAGAGAGUGGCAGACAGACAAAGCACAAGCCCCACAGCACUCAAAAUGCAAAGAAAUUGCAUGGUUUGGAAUCUGCCCGCACGCCCACCUGGGGAGGUGGCGGAAGUAGCGGGCAUCUCCGUGCCCACCAGCCCGCCCACCCCUUCGUCCAAGACCCUGCCAUGCCCCCUCUACCCCCUCCAAACACCCUGGCACAGCUGGAAGAGGCCUGUAGACGCCUGGAGGAAGUCUCCAAACCCCCAAAACAGAGGCAUUCAACAUCAAACCUUCAAAGAGACAAGACUCACCCUGUGCCUGUGCAGAACGGCAGUCCAGCACUUCAAACAGACGAAUCGAAAGAUCCAAAAAAGUUGUCAGGUUGCCACAGUAGUUUGGGCUCAGAGACGGUGGUUACAUACUUCUUCUGCGGCGAGGAGAUCCCAUACCGACGAAUGAUGAAAACACACACCCUCACGCUCGGGCACUUCAAGGAACAAUUGCGUAAAAAAGGCAACUACAGGUACUACUUCAAGAAGGCGAGUGAUGAGUUUGAAUGUGGCGCUGUGUUUGAGGAGGUCUGGGAUGACUGCACAGUUCUGCCAAUGUACGAGGGCAAAAUCCUGGGCAAAGUGGAGAGAAUGGACUAAACAAACCCAGAUGUGGGCUUACCCAGCACUAAAGACAACUGAAAGAGUGGAUAAUAGAUGUUUUUUUUUUAAUAUAAAGCUAAAGAAGUUUAUAUAUCCAUAAGAUGUUUGGCUCACCAAGCUAUUGAAGGAAAACUAGCCAAUGAAGUAGAGAGGAAUCUAAACCAGCAAUGCAUCAUGGAGUUGUUCAUCUGGUUUAGAACACUAAGGAGAGACACUUUGACCACUGAAGACUGUUUUUGUUUGUUUGGACUAUAACACGCCAACACCAAUGGACUGCUGACCAACGAUUUGUGAGAAUUGUAGAUGUUUGUACGUGUGUCGGGUGCGAGAGCGUUUGCCUGUGUAUACAGAGGUGCUCAUAUGUACACAAAGUUAUAAUAUGCUUCUGUCACAAGUUAAAGAAAUACUUUAUUGCUAUUUAUUAAACUGUCAUUCCCUUCCUACCCGUGUUCACAUGAUGGACAAGCUGCUUAAAUGAUUGGGAGAUCUUUCCAAUGUUACACAUGCAUGGACAGACCUCCAGAGUCACACCUCUUAACUCAACGAACUGUGCCAGAAAUAUCUCCACUGGCCAUGAGAACAAGCCGUGUAUGGACCAGUGUGCUUCUCAGAGCUUUCUACUGAUCGGGUUGAUAGAUCAACCGUUAUCGCCCAGCCGAGAUCGGGUGCUGCAUUUUUAGUGCCUUUGGUUGAUGAUCCAGGCAUUGCACAGGAACCAAAAGCCUUGUCCUGGAGCCAGUUCUACAAAACUCUUCGAAGACAACCAAGAAAUAAGAAGUGAUGUUAUUCAAAACACUUCAAACUCUUCAGGUCUGCACUGUCUUUGUGAUCAGAGGCUGUGUGGAAAGGGUUAAUGUCCUGUAUAAAGUUGAACAGAAAGAGCGCGGAGCUCCAGGGCAAACUCACGGAAUGCGCUGGCAUGAGCGGAUAAGAACAUGCUAUUGCUAGUGUAUUAUACAGUACUUGUGCCUACAUGGAUACCAUGCUGUGUGCUGCCCUGUUUCAGGGUGUGAAUAUUCCCUUGCUUUUCUGAGGGGUUUAUGUUUAAAAAAAAAUGUUUUUUUUUUUUUUUUUUUUUUUUUUUUUUAAUGCUUUAGAUACCUUGUAAUCAUGAUAUUAUGUUUCAAUGUUUUCCUCCCUCAAGGAUUUGUGUUCCACUUAAAUGUAAAUUAUGCAUUAUAUAGAGCUUCAUUUUAAAGAUGACUUGGUACUUUAAUUAUUGUAAUUAUAAAGAGAU